Molecule: messenger RNA, 1680 nt
Organism: Patella vulgata (common limpet)
Lineage: Eukaryota; Metazoa; Mollusca; Gastropoda; Patellidae
Exons: 3
Coding region: 686-1657 (323 amino acids)
Source: RefSeq, a predicted model, not a curated record
GCAAUUACUGGGAUGGCUGAUUGUUUUUUUGAAAUAGGCCACAAAUGAUUUUAUUUCAGCAGCCAUUUUAUGUAGACCAUAUAUAUAAUAAGACAUAGUUGAUUUGACGUCAUAUAACUAGAAAGAAACUGUUUGGUGAGAUGUUUGAUCCUACAGUCGAGUCUUGUUUAGUGUAGUGUUAGAAAAAGGGAUAAACUGUACUUAAACGUUCAUAAUAUUGAACUCACAUCGUUUCUAGAUCACGUUUGUGUAUAGAAGAUGGAGUAUCAAACUAUUUCUGGGACACAAGCAUAACCGAACAUAACGAGGGAAGGAUAUUGGAAAACCUCGCAGUUGGAGUAUAUUACAUGUCUAACAGUGCGUGACUUACCCAAGAAAUAUUGCGAUAUAAUACAUUUAUUCAUACCACUAUUUAAUAGGUGUGCUUAAAUCGGGGGCAUAAACGAUUUAACAGCGAGGCAUACAGACUACAUAUAUAUAUUCCGCCUUCAUUAGCGUAGAAAAAUAGGACGUUAAAACUUUCCUGGAUACUAUGUAUUAGGUCUAAAUGUGUCAGAAGUCUUCGUCGCGUUUAACGUGGGACUUGAAUAUCUAUGUUUGCCCUGAGUUAACCCAUAUGCUAUAGCAUAAACAAACUGAUAUGACUAAAUCUAAUUACUUAUCAAAAUAAAUCUAUUACCUAAGUAUGUAUGUAAGUCUUCGAAUAUUGUUAUGGAUUUCAAUUUUAUCAAGUGGAUACGUUUCAGAGGAUCUUCAGCCGGAAGAUCCAAUUUUAUUUGCAUGUCGUUUUUUCGAAGACAUGUUUGAUGAGAAGUGUCAAAUCGCACAGGAAAGCAGAAACAUGCGUUUGGCUAAUCAAGCAAAGGAUAUAACGACAGAUACAACUUUGCUGCCAAAACUAACAACCUCCGAAACCACGACUCCAGAUAGAACUAUACUGACAAUGAGAGAAGAUACAAAAGAAACAAUUACGGCGAUAGUAACUACAACUCCUGAUAUAACAACUUCAGACGCCACAAGUCCAGAUACAGUGACAGAAGCCACAACCCAAAGGAGAACUACAAAGCCGGAGGAUACAACGGAAACAAUUACAACAACAGAAAAUCCAGAAGCUACGACUCAAGAGAUAGAGACAAUAACAGAUGAAACAACAGAAAUAAUUACAACUACAGAAACUACAACUCCAGAAACAGAGACAAUUACAACCCCAGAAACUACAACUCCAGAAGCUACGACUCCGGAAACAACUACACUGACAUACGCUACAACCCAAGAAACAACUGCAGUGUCCGAAGAUACGACAGAAACAAUUACAACGGCAGACUCGACAACCCAGGAAAUAACUACUUUGGCGGAAACUACAACUCAAGAAAUAACUUCAGAUGCUACGACUGAAGAAACUACUUUGGUGGAAACUACAACCCAAGAAAUAACUUCAGAUGCUACGACUGAAGAAACUACUUUGGCGGAAACUACAACUCAAGAAAUAACUUCAGAUGCUACAACUACAGAAACGGCAUCCCAAGAAGCCACAACAGUGGUGGAAGUUCAGUGUUUACUUUUAGAUGCUAACUGUUUAAGUGGACCCUUUGACUGUACCUCACCCAUCCCGAACGGUAUAUGUCCACAAGGUAAAUGUUGUCCAUUAAAACCAUAAGAUAUUUCGCAUACAUGGUGAGG